UUUUUUUUUUUUUUUUUUUUUUACAUUCUCUCCACAACAACAAUGGCUUCAUUAGCUUCUUCACGUCUCCGUCUCACCUCUUCAGCUUCGACUCAUCUCCACCGUUCCCAUGUCGAGCAACAUAGCUUUCUCCUUCAAAGACCAUCGAACCUGUCCUUCCCUUCUCCUUUUGUUUCUACUUCUAUGCUAGGGUUUGCGACUGGCAUUUCCAUUGGGAGGAAGGAGCAGCGGUCAUCGUUUUUGGAAACGGCGGCGGUUAGGCAUUUGGUUGGAUCGCUAACCAGAGGGGAGGGCCUUCGCUUCGCUGUGGUUGUAGCACGGUUCAAUGAGAUUGUGACAAAGCAUCUUUUGGAGGGUGCCUUGGAAACUUUCAAGAAAUAUUCAGUUAAGGAAGAAGAUGUUGAUGUUGUGUGGGUUCCUGGUAGCUUUGAAAUAGGCAUUGUUGCAGAAAGGCUAGGGAAGUCAGGAAAUUAUCAUGCAAUUUUAUGUAUUGGAGCUGUGAUAAGAGGUGAUACUACCCACUAUGAUGCUGUUGCUAAUUCAGCAGCAUCUGGCGUACUUUCAGCUGGUAUAAAUUCAGGAGUUCCAUGCAUAUUUGGCGUUCUAACAUGUGAUGACAUGGAUCAGGCUUUAAAUCGAGCAGGUGGAAAAGCUGGGAAUAAGGGUGCUGAGGGUGCACUGACAGCUAUAGAGAUGGCAUCCCUGUUCGAGCACCAUUUGAAGUAGUGAUAGAGUUGCAACAAAUAAACUCGAAUCAAUCCCUUUUUCCCAUGUGCCUUCCUUUCCUUUGACUUUGAUGUUUACCUUCUUGUUGGAAUAAUGUGCAAGUAUCAUUGAAAAAUAUGAAAUGCAGGGGGUCUCAGGGCCUGUUUGAUGUUGAGGUUGAAACUUCUAGGUAGGGAAAAGAAAAUAUUACUACUUUGGAUGUUGGAACAAGCAAUUUAUGACAAAACCAUACUCUACUGCAAGAUCAGCAAGCUUAUCAUCCA
This is a messenger RNA of Jatropha curcas, 989 nucleotides long. It is a transcript of the gene COS1, whose product is annotated as 6,7-dimethyl-8-ribityllumazine synthase / DMRL synthase / lumazine synthase / riboflavin synthase. Gene Ontology annotation, molecular function: 6,7-dimethyl-8-ribityllumazine synthase activity. NCBI's taxonomy places the organism in Eukaryota, Viridiplantae, Streptophyta, Magnoliopsida, Malpighiales, Euphorbiaceae. The record is from RefSeq and is a predicted model, not a curated record. Gene Ontology annotation, cellular component: riboflavin synthase complex; intracellular anatomical structure. Gene Ontology annotation, biological process: riboflavin biosynthetic process.